Molecule: messenger RNA, 822 nt
Organism: Besnoitia besnoiti
Lineage: Eukaryota; Apicomplexa; Conoidasida; Eucoccidiorida; Sarcocystidae
Product: putative Radial spoke head protein 9
Exons: 8
Coding region: 1-822 (273 amino acids)
Biological process (GO): axoneme assembly; motile cilium assembly; cilium movement involved in cell motility
Cellular component (GO): axoneme
Source: RefSeq, a predicted model, not a curated record
AUGGAGGUCCGCAGCCUGGAGUACGGGCUCAACGCUACCGCUUCUCAGGGCGUCACUCUCAAUCUCUACGAAAAGGCGUCCCUCGAUGUCGCCCUACUCAAACUGAAAAAGAAGGAGCAGCUUACGGGUGAACUGUUUUUCUGGGGCAAGCUAUGUGGACAGGAGGCAGAUUACUACUUGUGUUACAUAAUUGUAGACGAAGGAAAGGUCUAUCCGAUCAAAAAGUUCUACUAUAGUACGGCCUCCUUCGACUUCCGUGAGCUGCCGAAAGUAUCGGAGGACCAAGCGAAGCAAUUGGACUCAGCUGGAAAGAUUAUCAUCACAGGCGUUCCAUCCCGCGUCCUCGACAUCAGCAACCAAGAAGAGGCGUCGAAGAGCCGCGACGCCUUAAGGGAAAGCCAUGCCCUCAGUCAUCUCAUUUCUCGGAUCGACUACUCCACCGCCGCUGUGCCGCGGGGGGCGUUCAGACUGAAGCUCGGAAACAAAAUCGCCUCUGCUCCAGAGUUCAAUGGUUUGAGCUUCCUUGAGGCGCAGAGCCUCUCUUCAUGGGUUCACUUCCGUCCAGCGGACAACCUUGAAACUCUCAGGGCACUCGCUUCCAAAGACUACCAAUUUCACGCCGAUUUCCUCGAAACUCUAGAAAAUGACAUUCCCAAAGGAAGCUGGACAUUCCGGUAUGACCCAUCCUCGUGCAUAGUCACUCUUCGCAGCAUCCUAUGGCCAGGCUACAUCGCCUAUUGCGUCCUAAAUACAAAAUUUUUCGGCAGUGUGUAUAUCGGCAACGGAGAGCAGAAUGUGGAUCUUCCUUUCCUCCUUCCUUGA